Molecule: messenger RNA, 609 nt
Organism: Chrysochloris asiatica (Cape golden mole)
Lineage: Eukaryota; Metazoa; Chordata; Mammalia; Afrosoricida; Chrysochloridae
Gene: COMMD10
Product: COMM domain containing 10
Exons: 7
Coding region: 1-609 (202 amino acids)
Source: RefSeq, a predicted model, not a curated record
AUGGCGGCGUCCGGGUCGUUGAUCCUGCGGGAGACGCCCAGCAUGAAAAAAGCAGUAUUGCUGAUAAAUGCAGUAGAUAUAGGAAGAUUUCCACGGUUGCUCACUCGAAUUCUUCAAAAACUUCACCUGAAGGCUGAAAGCAGUUUCAGUGAAGAAGAGGAAGAAAAACUUCAAGUUGCAUUUACUCUAGAGAAACAAGACCUUCAUUUAGUUCUUGAAACAAUAUCAUUCAUUUUAGAGCAGGCCGUGUAUCACAAUGUGAAGCCAGCAGCUUUGCAGCAACAGUUAGAGAACAUUCAUCUUAGACAAGACAAAACUGAAGCAUUUGUCAAUGCUUGGUCUACAAUGGGUCAAGAAACAGUUGAAAAAUUCAGGCAGAGGAUUUUGGCUCCACACAAGCUGGAGACCGUUGAUUGGCAACUUAACCUUCAGAUGGCACACUCUGCUCAAGCAAAACUGAAAUCUCCUCAAGCUGUGUUGCAACUAGGAGUGAGCAAUGAAGAUUCAAAGAGUCUGCAGAAAGUUCUUAUGGAAUUCAGUCACAAGGAGUUGUUUGAUUUCUAUAACAAGCUGGAGACCAUACAAACACAGCUGGAUUCCCUCACAUGA